GCAUGCUCCAUUUCGGUGGGUCCUCCAUUUCUCUGCCAAGCGAUUUCCUGUAUCUCACCUUCUCUCUUUCUCCCUCCCUCUGCCCCCCCACUCUCUUGCCUCUGUUGCGGCCCCGAGAAUUUAUUUCUAGGGUUUCGUUUCGUCCGAUUACGAUCGCUGCAGGCGGGUUUUGUGUCAGGCUCGAGGGUUUUGAGGGGAAAAUCGGGGUUGAUAGUUGAAGUUGAAGCUAGUGCUUUACUCGAGGAGGUGUUCUUUAAUGGCGGGGAUUUGCUGUGGUGUGGUUGGCGAGAGCGAGGCCACGGCUCCAGUGGAGCCGACCUCUCGAGGCUCGAUCCGGAGGAUGCUGGAGCCUCUUCCUUUCAAGCUCGUCGCCGAUGCUGCGUCGGUGAGCGUGAAGUCACCGCCGGUGGAGAACGGUCGGAAGAGGCGAAAGAUCGGUGUUUCUCUGCUCCCCUACGAAGGAUCGAUCUCGGCGGAGAGCAGUGAGCCUGCAAAAGCAAAAGCGGAAGAAAACGGCGUCACGGUGCGGGAGAGCGAAGUUUUGAGCUCGAAUCAGCAGCUGAAUCAGAACAAGAGCUCAAAGGACCCGGUGGCAAAGGAGUCGGUGGCCCAGGAGCAUCCUAAGUUCGGUUUGACUUCGGUCUGUGGAAGAAGGCGGGAAAUGGAAGAUGCUGUUUCUGUUCGGCCAUGGCUCUGCACUGAACGCCCUGAUAAUCAAAGCGGAUUGCAUCUCUUUGGUGUCUUUGAUGGCCACGGCUGCUCUCAUGUGGCGAUGAGAUGCAAGCACAGGCUUCACGAGAUCGUGAAGGAGGAGAUCGAGCGGUCAAGCGAGGAGAUACAGUGGAAGGAGACGAUGGAGAGCAGCUUCGCAAAGAUGGACAGGGAAGUCCACGAGUGGAGUGAUGGCGUCAAGGCAUCCAACUGUCGGUGUGAGCUCCAGACCCCCCAGUGUGACGCCGUCGGAUCCACCGCCGUCGUUGCCGUAGUCACUCCGGACAAGAUCAUCGUCUCCAAUUGCGGUGACUCCCGCGCUGUCCUCUGCCGGAACGGCGUCGCGGUACCCCUGUCCACAGAUCAUAAGCCGGAUCGCCCCGACGAGCAUGACCGGAUACAGAACGCCGGUGGGAGGGUCAUAUACUGGGACGGGCCACGUGUCCUCGGGGUGCUCGCCAUGUCAAGGGCCAUAGGCGACAACUACCUGAAGCCGUACGUGAUACCCGACCCGGAGGUCACGGUGACGGAGCGCAGCGCGGAUGACGAGUGCUUGAUUCUGGCGAGCGACGGGCUGUGGGACGUCGUGACUAACGAGACCGCGUGCGGGGUGGCCAGGAUGUGCCUGAGGUCGCAGAAGCCGCCAUCGCCGCCCUGGUCCCCGGGGACGGCGGACGUUGCAGUGGGCGCGGCCGCGGAGAGCUCGGACAGGGCUUGCUCCGACGCCUCGAUCUUGCUGACGAAGCUGGCCCUGGCGAGGCGCAGCAUGGAUAACGUGAGCGUGGUCGUCGUCGACCUGAGGAGAGGGGGGGCUGUAAAGCAGCAACAAUAGACGUGUUUCAUUGUACCGAUAAUUUCCCCCUUUUCUUCAUUUUUAUUAUUAUUUUUGUUUUGAGGUUUUUGAUUACUAUGAGAAAUGAUGAUAGUGUUCAUCAUCGACACAGAUUAAAACAUGCUACGAAGUGGUAGCAGAUCUGUCUCGUUCUCUAGAGAGAAGUGUAAUUUGUAGGAUUGUUCUAUAAUACUAACUAGAUGAGAUUGAAAGAUGUAUGUAGAAUCUAUUUUCACUAUCCCAGUUACGGGAUGGUCUGAUCUGCGUUUCGUGAGCUACCGAGCUA
Punica granatum (pomegranate) is the source of this 1829-nucleotide messenger RNA. NCBI's taxonomy places the organism in Eukaryota, Viridiplantae, Streptophyta, Magnoliopsida, Myrtales, Lythraceae. The record is from RefSeq and is a predicted model, not a curated record.